Messenger RNA from Letharia lupina, 207 nucleotides. RefSeq lists its product as uncharacterized. Bases 1 to 207 code for a protein of 68 amino acids. The transcript has 2 exons. The record is from RefSeq and is a predicted model, not a curated record. NCBI's taxonomy places the organism in Eukaryota, Fungi, Ascomycota, Lecanoromycetes, Lecanorales, Parmeliaceae.
AUGCCAUUCUCUUUGCGGCACGCCGAUUUCAGAUUUGAUGAUGGUGAAGAAUUGGCCCCAGAGUGGAAAUCCGGGAACAGUUGGAACCUUGCGAAGAGGAGAGACGUGGAAAGGCAAAAACAGGCCCAGCUGGAUACUCAGCGAAUAUCUGAGCCACUACGGCUGCUCCAACUGAUAGUAGCAGCAGCGGCAACAUCUCCAAUUUGA